Molecule: messenger RNA, 312 nt
Organism: Morchella sextelata
Lineage: Eukaryota; Fungi; Ascomycota; Pezizomycetes; Pezizales; Morchellaceae
Exons: 4
Coding region: 1-312 (103 amino acids)
Source: RefSeq, a predicted model, not a curated record
AUGACUUUUUCGGAACUCAUACGGUUAGGUGGCUUUACAAUGCGCCCGCUUUAUAUUAUGAUUAGUUGGCUACGUCAGGAAUAUUUAUUCUUAAUAGAACUCAAACGGUCACAAAAGUCUCCCUUAUCUGAACUAAAUUCUCUUGGUCUGAGACAGAUCUACUUUAUGACUCGUGAAUACCAUUACCCUGACCUUUCCUUCUAUGCCACAUUGAAGCGUCGGCCUGUCAGUAAUUCUCAAGUCAGAGAUGGCAAGCCCUAUGGCCCACUUUCUCUACAUAAUGAGCUCUUGAGGAGCACUCUAUAUUUUUAA